AAACUGAAUGAAUGAACGUGGGAUAAUGGCGAUGAUGAUGGUAGAGAAAACCCGCUUCUCAUCGCCAUUGAAAUUCACAUUCCCACCAGCAAUGAAUAUAAGAAAUCAAGACGAGGGAGAUUAGGGUUUUGUUGUUCUUUGAUUAACACACAAUUAAAAAUGAAAAUGCAAUCGAUAAGAAGAACAACAUUGCUGUAACAAGCCACUCAAUCGAUUGCUUCAAUCCCAAGCUGCAAUUCUCAAGAAACCCAAAUAGAUGGACAAGGAAAGGAUUGCACAAUACAACUUUAUUUGCUUCACCUUCAUCCUUUUGCAGGAAUUAUCGCAUUUAUAUCCUUAUUUAUAGGAAAAGAGGAACAGUUGCAAAGAGGGUUUGCUAGAAGUAUUUAAUAGUGAAAGAGGAACGAUUUCCAAAGGGGUUUCCUAGGAUUGUACGUUUUCGAAUCUUUAAACUUUUUCUCAAAAGAAUCUUGUUUUUAUCUAAAAAAACUGUUGAAGAUGAAGGAUCAUUUUAUCUUGCUGGUUGAUCGUUUGCUCACUGAAUCCUCUCUUGAAGCUGUUAUUGCCACGGAUUCAGUAAAUGAAGAAAUGGUUACUGAUGUUUCUUCUCAUAGGAUGGAUCUCACUUUUGAAUCAAAGCCAAAGAAAUUGGUGGAAUGCAGGAUUUGUCAUGAUGACGAUGAAGACUCCAACAUGGAGACACCAUGUGCAUGUCGUGGCAGCUUGAAGUUUGCCCACCAUAGAUGUGUACAACGGUGGUGUAACGAGAAGGGGAACACCACGUGCGAGAUUUGCCUCGAGCCAUUCAAGCCCGAUUACACAUCACCACCUCCGUCACUCCAUGGAGAUCCGAUGAAUUUCAGGGGCAAUUGGGAGAUUUCACGAAGGGAUCUUUACAAUCUUCAAUUUUCAACCAUGGUUUCUUCUGGUCAUGAAGAACCGGACUUCGAUGACUAUAUUGCCCCUAGUCCGGGAAGCUUAACAUGUUGCCGUGUAAUUGCUAUAAUGUUUAUGACACUUCUAGUGUUACGUCAUACUCUACCGAUUAUUAUCAAUGGUACAGGAGGAUACACUAUUACGAUGUUCACGUUGAUUAUGUUAAGGUGUAUCGGCGUUAUUUUGCCAAUUUAUAUCAUGUUUAGAGCUUUUAUUGUCGUGCAACGUGGCCUCCAACUAGAGGAACAUCGGUAUUUCCACUCGGAUGAAGAGAACGAUCUUCCACAAUCAUCGUCAGAUCUGCGCCUAGUUCAUGUCCAUUGACUUCAUGGCGAUUGUUAUCAUAGAGCUUUGCAUGGUUUUUGGGACUCGAUGCAUGGAUAAAGGUUGAGGAUGGGUGAUAUAAAGUAAUUUUGUAUCAUAUUUACAUUAAGCAUUAAUUCUUGUAAAAAGUUGCUUUGUACAUAAAUAUGAAAUUGUUUGGUAUCAGAA
This is a messenger RNA of Lactuca virosa, 1428 nucleotides long. The record is from the annotation of a GenBank genome assembly. NCBI's taxonomy places the organism in Eukaryota, Viridiplantae, Streptophyta, Magnoliopsida, Asterales, Asteraceae.